UAUUUACAGUCUGAAAACGGUUUUGCUGGAAGGCAGGUGUUCAAUACAUUUCACAGGAGCGAGACUAUAGCUAUAAUCGAUGGCGUCUGCUGAUCUGAGACGGGAGCUGGACUGUUCCAUCUGCCUGAGCAUUUAUACAGACCCUGUAACCCUGAGAUGUGGCCACAACUUCUGCCGGGGCUGUAUUGAUCGUACGUUGGAUACACAGAAAGAAUGGAAUACACCUUAUAACUGCCCUGAUUGCAGAGCAAAGUUCAGGAACCGUCCUGCACUGCAGAGAAACAUAACUCUAUGUAACAUAGUGGAAAGUCUCCGGUCUACUCGGCCAGAUCAGGAGGAGACUGGGAUCUUCUGCACUUACUGUAUACACUCUCCUGUACCUGCUGCUAAAUCCUGUCUGCAUUGUGAGGCUUCUCUGUGUGAUAAUCACCUGAGAGUACACAGCAAGUCACCAGAACACGUCUUAUGUGAUCCCACCACUGUCCUGGGGAACAGGAAAUGCUCCGUCCAUAAGAAGGUCCUGGAGUAUUACUGUAAUAAGGACUCUGUCUGUAUCUGUGCGUCCUGCUGUCUGAUCGGGGAACACAGAGGACACCUGGUGGAGUCACUGGAUGGAGCCUCUGAGAAGAAGAAGGAGAAGCUGAGAGAUGUUCUACAGAAACUGAGCACAAAGAGAGCGGAGGCUGAGAAAAGAGUCCAGAGUCUGCAGGAGCGCAGGAGAGAAGAUAAGGGAAGAGCACCUGGUGUAAUAGAGACAGUCACUGCCCUGUUUAGAGACAUCAGGAGACUGCUGGAAGACCUAGAGAAGAGAAUCCUGAGUGAGAUCUCCAGGCAGGAACAGCGCGUUUCACUCUCAGUCUCUGAUCUGAUCCAGCAGCUGGAAAUAAAGAAGGACGAGCUGUCCGGGAAGAUGCGUCACAUUGAGGAGCUGUGUAACAUGUCUGAUCCAGUGACUGUCUUACAGGAACCAGACACAGGGGACUUGUGUGACACUGAGGACACAGAGAGACAUGAUAACCAGGUCCGUGGUGCAGGAGAUCUGGAUGUGGGUCUGAUCUCUGGGACGUUACAUACAGGAUUAUGUGAUAUAAUGACAGGUAGAAAUGUAUUCUUCUAUCUGCAGGAACCAGCAGACCUAUUCCUAGAUAUAGCCACAGCUGGUAAUAACAUACAUAUAUCAACUGAUAGGAAAAGUGCAUCCUGGAAAGGUAUAAACCAGAAUCGUCCUGUAACACCUGCAAGAUUUUACUAUGGUCAGGUAAUAAGCAGCAGGAGGUUCUCCUCAGGGCGACAUUACUGGGAGGUGGAUGUCAGUAAGUCAGAGUGGUGGAAGGUGGGGAUGUGUUACCCCAGUAUAGACAGGAGAGGAGAGCAGUCAUACAUUGGAUAUAAUAACAAGUCCUGGUGUCUGUGUAGGUAUAAUAAUCAGUACUCAGUGCUACAUGACGGUACAGAGACCCAGUUACCUGACAAUAUCCCCUGUGACAGAAUGAGGAUAUAUCUGGAUUAUGAGGCAGGGCAGAUAUCCUUUUAUUCUCUGUGUGACCCCAUCAGACACUUACACACCUACACUGCCGCCCUCACUGAGCCCCUCCACGCUGCAAUAGGGGCAUAUUCAGGUUGCAUUACGAUGUCUGGGCGAGUCAGGAGAUAGGUGACAUGAUCAAAGCAAAUCUACUCAGAGACUGGUGACAUCACAGGAGGAGAGAAUCUGAUUGAUGACACUAAAACUACGACAUGAUAUUUUAAACCAUUUGCACAAUUCCGCUGUAUUGGAAUGACGAAUCGUUCAAAUCUUCCAGUGUGUAAGCACUAUGGGGGUAAUUCAGAGUUGAUCGCAGCAGCAAAUUUGUUAGCAGUUGGGCAAAACCAUGUGCACUGCAGGGGAGGCAGAUGUAACAUGUGCAGAGAGAGUUAGAUUUGGUGGGUUACAUUGUCUCUGUGCAGGGUAAAUACUGGCUGCUUUAUUUUUUCACUGCAAUUUAUAUUUCAGUUUGAACACACCCCACCCAAAUCUAACUCUCUCUGCACAUGUUACAUCUGCCCCACCUGCAGUGCACACAGGGGGUCAUUCAGAGCCGAUCGCUGCUGUGCAUUUUCGCACAGCAGCGAUCGGGUCUGAAGUGCGCAUGCGCCAGUGCCGCAGUGACAGAUUGACAGGCAGAGGCGGGAGGGGGCAGCACGGUGGCAUUUGCCCGCCGUUUUGUGGGCGUGGUCCCUACAAGGGCGGGCCGUAGCGGCUGCAUGAUGUCACACGCAGCUGCUGUGACCAGGGCAGCGACAAGUAGCUCCCGGCAAGCGCACUGGAGCUGCGCAGGCCGGGAGCUACUCCUGAAGUACAAAAGCAUCGCCGCUGUGUGAUGCGUUUGUACUUCUGCGUGGGGGGUUGUUCCUGACAUGUGGGGCAGACUAGCCCUGUGCUGGGCGUCACCCCGCAUGUCAGUGUGACUGAUCGUAGCUGUGCAUAUGACAGUCAUUAUAAUCAUAUGACAAUUAUUAUUUCUCUAGUAUUAUAUGAGGUGUAAUAUAUAUCACAAUGAAAGAAAAAAUGGAGCACCUCUCAAGUGCGCAGAGAUGGCUGCCUAUACCGUGUCCACCAAAAAGGGGUGUCUCCCGCUCCCCAAUAAACAGAGUUCUAGGUAAAAUUAGGUGGUUACCGUAAUUGGGCGCCAAACCUAAGUCACAAACUGAACAAUGACCAAAUGUGAGAAUUCAAAAUCACACAACACCCAUAAAUUAGAUAGUGGGCUACAUUCCUUAACAGUACUGGAAUUCAGGCAUGUAGAAAGAUCUCUGAUUUCCUCAUGGAUAAGCGGACACUUUUUAUCAGGAUUUCCAGUCGUCAAAUGUCAUAAAAAACAAGAGGUAUAGAGCAUCUCGUGUAACAGUUUUAUUCUUUU
Pseudophryne corroboree (corroboree frog) is the source of this 2900-nucleotide messenger RNA. Its product is annotated as E3 ubiquitin/ISG15 ligase TRIM25-like. Bases 80 to 1654 code for a protein of 524 amino acids. Lineage: Eukaryota; Metazoa; Chordata; Amphibia; Anura; Myobatrachidae. Gene Ontology annotation, molecular function: zinc ion binding; protein binding. The record is from RefSeq and is a predicted model, not a curated record. The transcript is spliced from 2 exons.